AUGAAUGUUGGUUCUAUAUUGAAUGAUGAUCCUCCACCGCAAAAGACCAAUGAACAUCAAAGUUUGCAAUCGCCGUCAUCAAAUGUAGCAUUAGCUGCACAAUCGCCAACACAAAUUUCCAACCAACAACCAUCUUCGGCACAGGCUACUCCAUCUUCAUCAACUGCACGUUCAUCAAGUCAAUCCGUACACCAGAGACAUUCUAUAACUAAUAUGUUGAAUGGCCCUUCGAAUAAUACUGAUGCUGCGAAUGAUGAUGAACCAAAAAAUCCUGUCCCUAUACCACCUGCACCAGUACAACAUACGAGUUCUCACGAGCUGAUAUUUAAGAAACCAUCAAGUGCAAUGAGCUCGCCAAGUAUAAAUUACAGACAAGCUCCACAACUCAGUAGUGCGUUCUCAAGUGCCAAGACAAGUCCCCUGGCAUCAAAAAGGAAUAGCAUAGCCAAUAUCACCAACGAUUACGAUGAAGAACAGGAAAUUUCAUCCACCCCUUCCGCACCAGCAGUUGCCGCGACAGCAGCAUCUCCUGCAUCUAUCUCUAUGCAUAAUGUGCAACAACUGGUAAUUAAGGAACAGUCACCAACUCGUGUGGAUGAGCAGACAAUGAAGACCAGUAAUAGUUUGGUUAAUGUGAAUAACAGCAACGUUACUAGCAAGGAUGAUAACGCAAGUGAUACAAGUAAUGGUGCUAGUUCUACUAGAGUUAAUGCUAGUAUUGCUGCUAGUGCUAGUUCUAAUGUUAAUGCUAGCAAUGGAAGUAUCCCUCAAAAAGUAGAACAAGAAUCUACACAGCAACCAUUAACUGCGGAAGAGGAGGAUGACCUUGCACGAAUCAAAAAGAUUAAAGAAUCGAGAAAACCACGGAGAUACUCUACUCCUCCUAUUUGGGCUCAACGGUGGAUUCCACCGAAUGAACAAAACAAUCAACAUCAAUUUUCAACAUUGCAUCUGCAACAACAACAACAACAACAAGAAGGUGUAGAUGAUUUGAGUGGCACCUUUUCCACAACCAAGAUAUCACUGAAGCCUGUUUUUGAUUAUUCAUCGACUAGAUACGUUGACCUACAAUGUAGUAUUACAGGCAGGAUUCCACCCAGCUCUAUCACGCGGACUAUUGCUGAAUGGAUAUAUGCCAACUUUGCAAACAUCGAAGAUCAUAAUAGAAAAAAUGUUGAGUUGGAAUUGAAAUUCGGCAAGAUUAUAGAUAAGCGAACCGGAAACCGACUCAACCUUAAUGUUACCACCGAGUGCAUUUACAAUGACCCAUCGAAUGUUCGAUUUGAUAUGGAAGUUGAGGAAAUAGCAUGGAAGGACGUUCGCAAGCUAUUUGAAGAAUUGGAACGAGCAUAUCAAGACGAAAAACUCAAGGAUCCACAACACUCUGGUCCGAAACGGAAAUUUAACAUGCUUGAAUCGGAUCAAACCGACUCUUUCUACCAAAUAGGCAACAAGAAUGAGCAGAUACGGAAAGUGCGCGUCUCAAAGGACAACUUACUAUCUCCACCACGGUUUACUGCCAUCCAAAAAGAUCGCAUUGGUGACUUGUAUAUUCACGAACCCAAGUCCAUGUACGACUUGCGGUUAUCCUUAUCUUUGGAAGUUCCUGUCCCCGAAGCCAAUAUCGAGUCUAUCGUGAGUAAACAUUCCCCACAAAUGUCGAGAGAGAAAAAGAGAACAACAUGGACCCAUACGCCAACAAUUACUCAGUUUGAUUUGACUAGAGUGCUUAUUCCUAGAGAUUUCAAAAGUAAAAAAACAAACAAGAGAGUAAUUGACCAUGAAACAAAGUAUGAAAUAGAAAUGGAGAUUGAUACAUUGGAAGUAUUCAACUCAAUUGACAAGAUUAUUUCGGGCACGGACAACUUUAGGCUUGAAGAGUUGGUGGAAAUUUUCUUGAAUAAUUCUAGAGUAAUUAAUAAUAGGGUGACAAAACUAGCAGGAUAG
This is a messenger RNA of Lodderomyces elongisporus, 1947 nucleotides long. RefSeq names its product polynucleotide 5'-phosphatase (gene CET1). The transcript has a single exon. The coding region runs from base 1 to 1947 and encodes 648 amino acids. Gene Ontology annotation, cellular component: mRNA capping enzyme complex. Lineage: Eukaryota; Fungi; Ascomycota; Pichiomycetes; Serinales; Debaryomycetaceae. Gene Ontology annotation, biological process: 7-methylguanosine mRNA capping; polynucleotide 5' dephosphorylation. The record is from RefSeq and is a predicted model, not a curated record. Gene Ontology annotation, molecular function: polynucleotide 5'-phosphatase activity.